This is a messenger RNA of Tripterygium wilfordii, 1661 nucleotides long. Its product is annotated as probable protein phosphatase 2C 80. The transcript is spliced from 5 exons. The coding region runs from base 301 to 1551 and encodes 416 amino acids. The record is from RefSeq and is a predicted model, not a curated record. Lineage: Eukaryota; Viridiplantae; Streptophyta; Magnoliopsida; Celastrales; Celastraceae.
GUUUGUCUCUACUUUGUGUAUAAGCCUACGCGAGCAGGGAGACAGAUGGAUAUUUGGUGAGAGAAACUCAUCGGAGCUUCCGUCUACACAAGAGCUUCCGCUUCUAGGGUUUCUCUCGCCCUUCUGGUCUGUUAAUCAACCAUAAUCUGCCUCAACAGGUUUUCUUUGCAUAUUUGGGAGGAGAUGCGGAGGUAAUUGUGCUAAGAGUGAUGAGGAAUAAACUUGUUACUCAUAUUGGGAGUCAGGUAGUGAGUGAGAAAGUAGUUCUUGAAUCAAGGGUAUUGCAUAGAAGGGACUAAGAUGCUAUUUGGCGUCCUCUCAAAGCUGAACAACCCAGUUGUUUGUGCUGAUAUUGGUAGAGCAAUAGUUGGGCAACAAGUGAAGGCUAGCGUGAAGAAUUCUGGGCUCUCUUUUAACACUGGGGGUAGGAAGAGACCUAUGGCUGCUUCUGGUUCGAAACCUGUCUUUGGCGAUGUACAUAUAGAUGACAUGAUUUCAAGCUGUGGGAAUGACGUGGAUUUUGCAAAACCUGGUGGUGUUUAUUUUACUGAUAGAAUUCAUAAUAGUUGCCAAAAAGCUACCAUUAGUAUGAGAAGUCGAAAACCGCCAAUCAGUCGUCUGGUUUGUGGGCACUCUAUGGUGCCAAGGAAUUAUGACAUUGGUCCACUUUCUGCCUCGUUCAAAAAUGUCCAUACUGCAUCCCCUUUGUGUUUUGCUGCCGGGGCUGCUCAUGAUUUGUCAUUUGAUGGCAGUUCACUACAUGAACAGCCUCUGAAGUCCACGGUUUCAUUCAAUCAAACAUUGAAGCUGCUUUCAGGAUCCUGUUACUUGCCGCAUCCCGACAAGGAAGAAACUGGGGGAGAAGAUGCUCACUUUAUGUGUGUAGAGGAGCAAGCCAUUGGAGUAGCAGACGGUGUGGGUGGAUGGGCAGAUGUAGGCAUUAAUUCAGGAUUAUUUUCCCGUGAACUUAUGUCUAAUUCGGUGGCUGCUAUUCAAGAGGAGCCUAAAGGUUCUAUUGACCCAGUGAGGGUAUUAGAGAAGGCCCAUUCAGGCACAAAAGCCAAGGGUUCCUCAACUGCCUGCAUCAUUGCUCUUACUGAAAAGGGACUGAAUGCCAUUAAUUUGGGUGACAGUGGAUUCAUAGUGGUUCGUGAUGGAUCCACCAUCUUUCAAUCCCCAGUGCAACAACAUAGCUUCAAUUUUACAUAUCAACUGGAGAGUGGUAGUACCGGUGAUCUACCAAGUUCUGGUCAGGUUUUUACCAUUUCUGUGGCCCCUGGUGAUGUUGUCAUUGCUGGAACGGAUGGCUUAUUUGACAACCUGUACAACAACGAGGUUACUGCUGUUGUUAUUCACGCAUUAAAAGAGGGCUUAGAACCCCAGCUGACAGCUCAGAAGAUAGCUGCUUUGGCACGCCAUCGGGCGCAGGAUAGGUACCGGCAGACCCCAUUUUCUAAAGCUGCUCAAGAUGCUGGAUUCCACUACUAUGGUGGUAAGCUUGACGACAUUACUGUUGUUGUUUCUUAUGUAACUAGCUCCAUGAAUGUAUGAAUGGCUCUUUAUGUGUGCGGCUUACUUACUUUCCUUGUAUUACAGAUUUUUUGGUAAGCCCCUUAGUUCUGAAUUUUGAAAUAAAAAUUAGAGGCAGAUUGUUGCUUGUA